AUGUAUAUAACAAGCGCAGGCUCUCCUUACCGUCGUGUAUUACUAGUAGGUAGUGAUGCAUUAAGCCGUUGGUUAGAUUGGAGGGAUAGGAAUACUUGUAUUUUAUUUGGUGAUGCAGCUGGUGCUGCUGUAUUAACAGCACAAGAUGCUGCACCUCCUCUUGCUGCACCUGCUGCACCUGGUGCUGCUGCUGGUGGCGGUGCUGCUGCUGCUGGUAGUGGUGAUGCUGCAGCUGGGGGUGAGGGGGAAGAAGAAAAGCCCUUAGGACUCCUUAGUUAUGUUAUACACAGCGAUGGACAUGAACAGAAACAAAUACAAUUAAAUUAUAGUGGCACGGAUAAUCCUUUGCCAUUAAGAGGUGCACAGAACAAACAUUUAUGUUUAAGUAAGGGUUGUUUUUCUCCAUUAACAAUGAAUGGUAGAGAAGUAUUCAAAUUUGUAUCUAAAAAAAUACCAAUUGCAUUAGAGGAUGCAUUGAGAGCAGCAAAAGUUACAUCUAAUGAUAUAGAUUGGCUUCUUAUUCAUCAAGCAAAUAAAAGAAUUAUUGAUGCCGUUGCUGAUAGACUUAAUAUACCUAAAGAAAAGGUAGAGGCAGGGAAGGUAAAGAAAGGAGAUUUAAUUGCUAUGGCUGGAUUUGGCGCUGGUCUUACAUGGGCAGCAGCAGUUCUUCGUUAUGGCUAG
This is a messenger RNA of Eimeria maxima, 681 nucleotides long. Its product is annotated as 3-oxoacyl-(acyl-carrier-protein) synthase III family protein, putative. The transcript has 3 exons. Gene Ontology annotation, biological process: fatty acid biosynthetic process. The coding region runs from base 1 to 681 and encodes 226 amino acids. Gene Ontology annotation, molecular function: 3-oxoacyl-[acyl-carrier-protein] synthase activity. The record is from RefSeq and is a predicted model, not a curated record. Lineage: Eukaryota; Apicomplexa; Conoidasida; Eucoccidiorida; Eimeriidae.